This is a messenger RNA of Rubroshorea leprosula, 904 nucleotides long. Lineage: Eukaryota; Viridiplantae; Streptophyta; Magnoliopsida; Malvales; Dipterocarpaceae. The record is from the annotation of a GenBank genome assembly.
GAAAGUAAUAAAUUUUUCUUCAAAUAUUUCUCCUUCUUUUUGUAUUUCUAACAUGGUAUCAGAGCACCAUCAGUGAAUUUGGCUUUACUUCUAGUCCUCAUGAUACUGCACCAUUCAUACGCGAGACUGAUCAUGGUAUGGUUCUACUCCUUAAUGUUGAUGAUAUGAUUAUUACUGGAGAUGAUAUUUCAAGUAUUCAUGAUCUUAAGCAAUUUUUCAGUCAUAAAUUUGAAAUGAAAGAUCUGGGUGUUUUGAGCUAUUUCUUGGGCCUUGAGGUCACCUCUUCUAAUGAUGGUUAUCUUCUCUCUCAAACAAAAUAUGCUUCUGAUCUUAUAUCUAAAGCUAGACUCAUUGACAAUAAGACUGCAUCUACUCCUCUUGAGCCCAAUGUUCGACUUACAUCCAUAGAUGGUUCUCCAUUAGCUGAUCCUACUAGCUAUCAACAGUUGGUUGGGAGUACCAUGUUUCAUGGACUUCACUUUUCUACUCAUUCAUCUCUUGAAUUUCGUGCUUACUCUGAUGCUGAUUGGGCUGGAGGCUCUAAUGAUCGUAAAUCCACCAGUAGAUAUUGUCUUUUUCUUGGUGAUUCCUUAAUCUUUUGGCGUUGCAAGAAGCAAACAAUUCAAUCACGUUCUAGCACAGAAGCUGAAUAUCGAGCACUUGGAGACACCACAUCAGAGUUACUUAAUUUACGUUGACUACUAGAAGAUAUGGGUGUCUCUCAACAGCCUGCUACUAAUUUUUAUUGUGACAAUCAGAGUGCCAUGUAGAUUGUUUGUAAUGAUGUCUUCCAUGAACGCAUUAAACAUAUUGAGGUUGACUGUCACUUUGUUCGCCAUAAUGUUGCACAAUGAACUGUUCAUUUGGUUUUUAUUGGCUCUGCUAAUCAACCAGUAGACCUUUU